CACCAGGGUGCAGAAUUCAGUAGAUGAGCCCUAUGACACGUCUGUCCGUAGAUGAUAUCGGCAGCAAUGACUUUCUUGCUUCUCAACGGUCCGCAUUCUCAAGGCAGAUCUUCAUCUACGACUGUACAAUGGUGACUGUUCGCGGAGUUAUCAGAGGAUAGCCAUGUGUUCAUGAUUCAUUGAUCGUCUUGAAAAGCGCUCUCAGAUUUCCUUGUGCCUGUCCCAGAACCGUAUUCUGAACAUCUUCAAAUUCAAAGCAUUUUAUUACGGAGGAUUGAAUACGAUUUGGUGAUCAUUAUUGCCCAUCGCAAUUGUCUACACAAGCUGCAAACAAGAUAUUCUAAAACAGAAAGAUAGUGAUAGAUAUGGCGGCACAGGUCGACGAUGAAGCUCUGUCAGAGGCCAGAAAAGGGUUGGUGGUUAUUUUUAUCAUAGGAAUUCUUGCAUCCAAUAUUUUCCUGCUGUUCAAGUUCCUCCGUAAAGGGCGGUUACUCCAGAGUCAACGUAAAUUCCUAGUUAUGACCCUCGCUGGGGGUGACAUUUUCUUGGCUUUGUUUUCUUUGGUUAUCUUAGCUCGUUUUUCCUUUAAAGAAAGAUUCUAUAUAUCAUGUAAAACAACAACUGUUUCUUCCAUGUAUUCAGAAUCUUUCCUCCCGUUUGUGUAUGGAGUUGGUAUAAUUGUCCUCUGUGGGGAACUCGGUUUCCGGAAAAAACUUCGCUCUUUGAUUUCCAGUCCUUACGUAUCGUCCUUACUGGUGGCUGCGAUACCUUGGAUUGCUGGACUCAUCUUUAUCGUGCCCUUAUAUUUGGAUGGAUAUGAUGAUCUGAAGUGUUCGUAUGGUGGUUCCAUGACAUUUGACCGGGUAAGAGCUAUUUAUGUCGUUAGCAUUGUCUUGCCAUCUGCCUUGGCUGUCAUCUUCGCUCUCAUGACCAGCUGUAAGAACGUUAAGACCAUGUCUGAGUAUUACAACACUUCCCAACUUCAAGGUACAGUAGUUAGUCAGACAGUGGUGACGUAUAACGCUCAAGGAUACCCACAACAGCAGUACUAUCCAGGACCCCCACAACAACAGUACUAUCCAGGACCCCCACAACAGCAGUACUAUCCAGGACCCCCACAACAACAGUACUAUCCAGGAUCCCCACAACAGCAAAACCAACCCAUGCCACCACCAGCAACAGCACAACAGCCAUACUACCCCGCCUCUCAGCCACCGGCUUACGUAAGUGGUCCACAUGACCCUGGUCUCAAACAACCCGCCUACCCUCCACAACCGAUGCCCCCUUCACAAGCUGUGAUCCAAACACCAGUGAGCUCGACACAAGCAGCCUCAGAUCAACAACUGUCGGCGGCAGUCAGGAAUGAGCAAAGCACCCUGGUCGUAGUUGCUGUUCUAUACGCUGUUUUGACAUUGCCGUAUGCCCUCUUCCAACUUGGCUACACCCUGAACAAUGACCAUAUCGUCCUAGAUCCAAUUCCUAGGACAGCAUUGUCCCAGUUAUUUUUAUGGAUGUUUUAUCUCCGCUCCAUCGUGACCCCUAUUGUUUGGAUAACCAGGGAGAAAACUUUUGCUUGAAAAGAAAGCAAAAACAUAAUUACUCGAUUGUCAGUCGCAGUGGCAUAGUUAGAAAGCAAACUAUCUAAUAGAACGUAGUACAUUUUUUAUUCAGCAGAGUGCCCUGAAGACGGAGCGAGGUGCUCCGUCCGAAAAAAAAAUGACUUGACCAAACCCUAAUAUGUCACUUUUUAUUGCGUUACAUCUCAAUAAUGAAAAACACAAGUGCCAAUUCCGUCGUUCCAGCUGGGAGCUAAGUGAAUACAUGUAGCUAGCUUUACUCCCGUUGUACGAGUAGGUCGCCGUCAUUUUCAAAACAAUUUACAUUACUGGCCACGGACUAGGUAUGUCGCACCAAGGAGACUCAGUUCGAUUCCCCAGCGAGGAGAAAAGUUUUAUCGAGUAUCUCGGUGUUUCUGUUGGGAUGUUAUACAUGUGUAUCCCUUUCAGCCGCAGACAGGGUCGAAAUAAUCCGCCUUCGAAAUCAUCUAAAUUGUAUUGAUUAAAAAAAACUUUUUUGGGGGGAGGGGAUGAGGGGGCACUUUUAUACUUUUUUUUUACGGACUAAGUCAUUCCGAAACCAAAAAAACUUUUUCAACCUUGUGUCAACACUCCAGAAUGAGAAGAAAUUUGCUACAAACAAGACUGCUAAAGAACUGAUCUGGUAUCCACUCAGACUCUCGCGUCUCUAUCCUCUCGUCUCUAUCCUCUCGUUUUGGCAACUUUCAGAAACAACUGCACCAAGGCGACUGACCUUCACAUUGGCGAAUACCAUAUUAUAUCUCGGGAUAUUUGUCGAGACAGGGACGAGGAGGAGUAGCUUUGCGGACACAAACGAGUUUGUGAGCCAGUGAGCGAAAGAAAAAAAAUAAGAGUGAAGUAAACGUAAGGGUGAAGAAAAGAA
This is a messenger RNA of Aplysia californica (California sea hare), 2460 nucleotides long. RefSeq lists its product as uncharacterized. Gene Ontology annotation, cellular component: membrane. Lineage: Eukaryota; Metazoa; Mollusca; Gastropoda; Aplysiida; Aplysiidae. The coding region runs from base 366 to 1577 and encodes 403 amino acids. The transcript has 2 exons. The record is from RefSeq and is a predicted model, not a curated record.